Molecule: messenger RNA, 3591 nt
Organism: Anopheles marshallii
Lineage: Eukaryota; Metazoa; Arthropoda; Insecta; Diptera; Culicidae
Gene: IRSp53
Exons: 7
Coding region: 1-3591 (1196 amino acids)
Biological process (GO): plasma membrane organization; actin crosslink formation; positive regulation of actin filament polymerization
Cellular component (GO): nucleoplasm; cytosol
Molecular function (GO): protein binding
Source: RefSeq, a predicted model, not a curated record
AUGGAAACGGAGGAAAUCAUCAAACUGGUAGACGGGAUCUACAAGAACAUAUUGGAAAAGUUCAAUCCCGGAGCACGACAGUUGAUCAGCGCUGGCAAGGCGUACCUGAAGGCACUGCAUGGAGCGUCCACCGCAUCGAACGUUUUCAACGAGGCGCUCGCCAAGAUCGCCGUCAAUGCACAGCAGGGAGGAACCAUCGACAUUGGUUCCGCCUUGAUGAACAUUGUCGGUGUGUACAAAGAGAUCCAGGAUCAGCACAUGAAUAUCCUGAAAGCAUUCUACGUCGAUCUGCUGGUGCCGCUGGAAACGAAUCUCGAGAAAGACACCAAAGUGGUACAGUUCGAGCAGAAGAAGUUUCUCCAGCAGCACAAGAUGCGCUCGGACAGCUACAGCAAGGCGGCCGCUACGAUGAAGAAGUACCGCAAGAAGAACUCGAAAAACACCCCCAAGGAGGCGGAGAAGGAAAUCAAGAGCAUCCAGGCGUUCGAGGAGGAAAAGCAUAAGCUGGACCAGUUCUGCGAGCAGAGCCUCAAGAACGCAAUGACACAGGAACGGCGCCGGUACGGGUUCGUGCUCGAGCGCCAGUGCUCGCUGGCGAAGCACUGGAUGGCUUACCAUCACUCCGGGCACAUGAUCAUCGAGAAGUCGCUGGACAACUGGAACGAUGUGGCGGCGACGCGCGAAUUUUUGCCACCGAACGUGGAGAACAUGUUCACCGCCAAGCAGGCGUUGCGCGACGUGGAGGAUGACGAUGACGAUGAUCGGGAGUCGAUCGCGUCCCAGCUGCGCAAGACACGUUCCAUCGAUGCCUCCUGUCUCGAUAUGCGCUCGCUGGCGGACGUCGCCAACAGCACGCUGCAGAUGCCGCGGGCCAAGUCGGAGUUUAAUCUGAACAACAACACCGGCACACUGCUGGGUGGUCACCAUCACCAUCACCACCAUCACGGGAUGAUGAUGAUGGGUGGGGGAGCGGGUAGUAUGGUGGGCGGUGGUGGUGGCAGUAACGGCAAACCGGACAUUUCACACUGGGAGCGGCCCACGGUGAAGGCACUGUAUGCGUACCUGUCGUCGGGCGAGAACCAGCUGAGCUUUCUCGAGGGGGACCGUAUCGCGCUGGUGGGCGAUCGGGCCAAGGGCUGGCAGUUUGGGGAGAACCUACGCACGCAAAAGUUUGGCUGGUUCCCGAUAGCCUACACCGAGACCGAGCGCGAUGACAAGGAAAGCAUCAGCGAGUGGGUUAAGGCUCCACCGAGCGACAUUGAGCUGGACCAUACGCCGGACACUUCGCUCGAGAGUACGCUGGUCGACGACAGUCUGACGAAGAUGUCGGGAUCGUACCACGGUGGGGAGGAUGCAUCUCCAACGCGCAUGUUCGGCGACACGAUCCAGUACCGGCAGUCGAAGCAGUUCCGUCGUCUGUCACGCGGUGAGAAGCCACCGAAGCCAGGACCACCGCCCCAGUUGCCGGCACCCGUACCGACACCGGUCGUACCGAACAGCUACAACAGUGGCAAACAGCAGCGCCACGACGGAGCCUCCGGAUCCGGUGGUUCCGGUGGAAUUCCACAGUCGAACAGCUUCUCGUCGGCAGGUGCACCACCGAUGUCGUCGGACAAACGCAAAUCGGGCUCGGCUACGAUGAACUUCAGCAAACCGCCAUCGAGCAGCAAUCCGAAGCAAAAACGGCAGAGCAACGGAAUGGCCAGUGCCUCGCUGCAUAGCAGCAAUGACAGUGGAUUCUCCAACGAGCCACAACCGCAACCGGAAGCCGAUCUGUAUUCGGACGAGGAACCAGUGAAUCGAGUGCCAAUAAGAUCUGCCCGCUCGGAGAAGAACUUGCUGAACGAUCAGUCGACCAUGACACGCCAAGGUGGGCGUGAUAGCAGCGUACCUUCACCACGCUACCACGAUGAGGAUGACAUCUACGGCACGAUAGUGCCGCCCCGACCGCGGCACCAGAGCCAGAUGAUGAUGCGGCAGGCCAACAGCUACGGCAACAUUGCGGAAAGCAACUCGGGUACGCUCGAGUACGGGUAUCGUUCACGCAACCGGAUGUCCGCGGAAAACCAUCCCAACCAGAGCGACUCGCAGAAGAUAAAGCGCACGAAAUCGUUCUGGAAGUUCUCCAAGUCCGAGGACCACAUCCUGGAAGGGAUGGCCAUGUGGAAGCACAACGACAUCAUACCGACGGGGCGUGAAAAGCGCGAGAUGGAGAAGAAGGAAGCCACGCUGAAGCGUAACAUGCGCAAGAAGGAACAGAUCGAGAAGCAGAAGCAGAAGGAAAUGAUUGCGGCCAAGGCAGAGGAGGAACAGCAGCAGCAGCAGCAGCAGCAGCAGCAGCGUCGUAAAGAUAACUCCCGAGGUAACGCCAACGGCAUGAUGGACACCGAGAGCAACACAAGCACACUCGUUCGGAGCAAUAAUCGGGAGUCGCGUGAACGCGACCGAGAUCUUCGUGAACCGGCACGCGAACGGCCGCAUAGCAUCGCACUGAUGCCGGAGCAGGAAAAGUUCCCGAUCACCAAAUCGGACAUCGACAAGCGCAUCUCGAAGAUUGACCAGGAGUUCCACCAGCAGCAGAAGAAGGCGAGCCGUGGUGGACAGGAUGAGGAGCGUGGUGGCCGUACGGGUCGCGAUCGGAGCGGUGGAGAUCGCAAGCAGUCGAAGGGGGGUGGUAAAAAUGACACCAACAACAACAACCGCCAUAGUUACGCUGGGGAGCAUCUGCACCGUCAGCACCAGGAGCAGGAACUGUACGGUGAGGCACCGAUGGGUGGUAAGCAGGGCAAGCAGGACAAGUACCGGACGACGGAGCGCGAGACGAGCAAGAACCGGAACAAUGAUGCACUGAACAAGUACUACCAGGAUCAGACCUUCGACGACUUCUCGAUUAUUCCGGCUGACUCGAUCAUGAUGCAGGACACAAGCUUCUACGAUGAUGACGGCAUGAUGGAUGACAUGAUGCUGAUGAAGACGGUGCGGCGUAAGGAGAUCCUGAAGCAGUACUACUCGAGCGGCACCGAUACGGAGCGCAACUCGUCCAGCUCUGAUCCGUACGAUUGUAUCGUCGUGGACGAUCAUCUGGUGGCAAAGUCUGGCCGGGACCGGAAAGCGAACGGUGCCGAUGGUUCCAUGAUGCGCAUGAUGACUGACAGGCGCGGCGACAAGAAGGAUCGCGGUAUGUCCGAUGAUAAGAUGGCGUUCUCCACAUUCCGUGGCGGUGUUUCGGGUGGCAAUGGAGGCCGGGGACAGUUGGACGACGAUGACGAUGAUACGAUGAUGGCUUCGAUGACACUGGAUGACGAGCUGAUGGAGGAGGAACAGCAACAACAGCAGCAGCAAUCGCGCCAGCAGCAGACACGCGACCGUCGCACGAAGAGCUCCAAGGGUAAUCUGUCCGAGGCGAAGUAUGAGUCGGAGCAGGAGGCUCGCAUCAGCGCCAAGAUGCAGAACAACGGUCAGCAGCAGCAGCAUCAGCAGCAACAGCAGAAGCGCAAGUCCACCAAAUCGAUCGCCUCGGACGGUAAGGCGUACGGGCCGUGGUAUGACCUCUGGGGUGCGGAUAGCUCAGUCCACAACCAGAAGCUGUAA